Messenger RNA from Camellia sinensis, 922 nucleotides. RefSeq names its product V-type proton ATPase 16 kDa proteolipid subunit. The record is from RefSeq and is a predicted model, not a curated record. Gene Ontology annotation, biological process: proton transmembrane transport. Gene Ontology annotation, molecular function: proton-transporting ATPase activity, rotational mechanism. NCBI's taxonomy places the organism in Eukaryota, Viridiplantae, Streptophyta, Magnoliopsida, Ericales, Theaceae. Gene Ontology annotation, cellular component: proton-transporting V-type ATPase, V0 domain.
GAUCCAAUCAGCCUUUGCUCGCAAGAAAAUCCACAAUGUCUUCGACAUUCAGCGGAGAUGAAACCGCUCCUUUCUUCGGCUUCCUCGGCGCUGCUGCUGCCCUUGUUUUCUCCUGUAUGGGAGCUGCAUAUGGAACAGCGAAGAGUGGUGUUGGUGUUGCAUCGAUGGGUGUGAUGAGGCCAGAGCUGGUGAUGAAGUCGAUCGUUCCUGUUGUUAUGGCUGGUGUGUUGGGUAUUUAUGGCUUGAUCAUUGCUGUUAUCAUCAGUACUGGUAUUAACCCUAAGGCCAAGUCGUAUUACCUCUUUGAUGGUUAUGCUCAUCUUUCCUCUGGUCUCGCUUGUGGUCUCGCUGGCCUCUCUGCUGGAAUGGCAAUUGGGAUCGUCGGUGAUGCUGGUGUUAGAGCAAAUGCGCAGCAGCCAAAACUUUUUGUUGGGAUGAUCCUCAUUCUUAUCUUUGCUGAAGCACUGGCCCUCUAUGGCCUCAUUGUUGGUAUCAUAUUGUCUUCUCGAGCUGGCCAAUCCAGAGCAGACUGAGAAGGAUUUGUGUUUUUUUACCUUGUGUCCUUUUGUAUUGCUUUGUGGUAACCAUAUUCGGAAAGAUGAAAAAAAUUUAUAAGUUUUAAAUCUUCUUAGGUUAGAACAGCACUCGAGAGUUCUUCAAAUUUCUCUUGAAUUUGAAGAUUGUUGCUCAAAAUACACUCAUUUUUUGGCUGCUCAUUGCUGUUUAUAGAGUAGUUAGACUGAGUAUAUCUCUGCAGAAUAAAAUCUCAUGAAGGUGUCUCUGUUCGGUUUUUAUCUAUCGCGACUUCAGACCAGUGUGGAGUCUAUUGUCUUGGAACUACUGUGUUGUAUCAAUUUUUUUUCUAUGAAAUCUUUGGUUCGACUAAUAUUUUUUGUUAUGAAAUUUUACCGGUAUUCUUCUA